This is a messenger RNA of Acaulospora colombiana, 311 nucleotides long. Lineage: Eukaryota; Fungi; Glomeromycota; Glomeromycetes; Diversisporales; Acaulosporaceae. The record is from the annotation of a GenBank genome assembly.
ACUUUUCCGUACAAAACACGAAUAUUUUCAGUCACAAUGGGGUCUCAUAUGCUGCAGCCGUUCAGAGCCGUCUUCGUCUCAUAUAUCUCUGCCGUCCCGUCGAAGGCCGACUCAAUUGGACCACAAUAUCUCAUCCUCUAGCUAACGUACACAAUAGUGGUAUAUCGGAUAAUCUGUGUACAUACUACACAAUUCGCUCUGGGGGGAUCAAACCGCUUGCGGAUGACACGGACAGGCUACUGCUCCCCCAUGAUCUCCCAUCAACCCCCCAUAUUGACAGUGAUCAUGAGCCAAGAGCUUUGCGGGGAUAA